CCUGGAGGCGAGAGGAGACAAUUAACUCCAACUAACAAAUCCUCCUCUCCGGGCUCUCCAACCCCAACCCGAACCCAAACCCUAGAAGGGACGAUCCCCAUGGCCGCCGUGCAAGAUAUCGACCGCCCGUCGGCGCCGGAUGCGCCCCCGUCCGCGGCGUCCUCCCCGCCCCCUCCUGGCCCGAUCCGGCCAUCCGUGCACCGCGCCCUCGGCGGCGGCGUAGUUGCUGAUGUGCUUCUUUGGAGGCGGAGGAACUUGGCAGUUCUCACGGCGGCCGGCGCUACGACGGUGUGGUUCCUAUUCGAUCGGGCCGGAUACAGCUUCUUGUCUGUUAUCGCGAAUGCCCUCCUCCUCCUCGUGGUCAUCCUCUUCUUUUGGGCUAAAUCUGCCUUGCUCCUCAACAGACCUCUUCCGCCCCUUCCUAAUCUCGAGAUUCCGGACGAGGUCGUGGGUAAGGCUGCCGACGGGGCUCGGGUGUGGAUCAAUCGGGCGUUGGCUGUUGGGCACGACAUUACGAUCCGAAGAGAUAGGAAGGUUUUUCUUCAGGUCAUCUUGGUUCUGUGGCUCAUCUCCUACAUUGGAAGUUUUUUCAACUUCCUUACACUUGUGUACAUAGGAGUUCUUCUGUCCAUUACACUUCCUGCUUUGUAUGACAAGUAUCAAGAUCAUGUUCAUGAAAAGCUUGGUGUGGCACAUAAUGUGGUACUGAAGCAGUAUGGGAAUAUCUUAAGCAGAGUUCAGGCACAAUCAACCAAGGAAAAGAAGACUGAGUAGCAAAUUUAUCAUUGCAACCAGAUCAAGACACUAUAACCUUAUGGGAAAACUGUUACUCGUGUUGUUUGGAGUCUUUUUUGGCAUGUUGAUCGUUUUGACUAGGAACUGGGAUGCCUUUUGAGUAAGCAGUGCCAAAAUCUCUCUUAUUGAGUCAUCUUUUACACCGUAUGUUUUGAGAACUUUUUUUUUUGGCGUACUAUGUUCUACCUUCAUAUUUGGCCUUCUCUCCUGCAUUUGAGAUUGAGAAAAGUGCAGAUCUUGUGCAAAUUAUUGUAGUUUGGACUGAACACCGUUUCUGAGUUUGUCAUUAGUUUCAGUAUUCUAAAGCACGUUGGGCCA
This is a messenger RNA of Musa acuminata subsp. malaccensis (wild Malaysian banana), 1113 nucleotides long. RefSeq names its product reticulon-like protein B11. Lineage: Eukaryota; Viridiplantae; Streptophyta; Magnoliopsida; Zingiberales; Musaceae. The record is from RefSeq and is a predicted model, not a curated record.